GCCGACCGGAAGUACCGCAACCAAAGAAGGACCAGACGGAAGCUUUGCAGAAAUGGCGGCCACCGAAAACAGUGUGGAGAUGAAGCGAAAAGCUGAUGAUAGUCAGGAGAAGGAGAGAGGUGCUGAUGGGGAUGGAGAUGGAGAAGAUGCAGACUGGGUCGGACCCAUGCCAAGCGAAGCCACGAAAGCUAAAAAGAGAAAAGUGCUCGAAUUUGAACGUGUCUACCUGGACAACCUCCCAUCAGCUGCCGUGUAUGAGCGGAGCUACAUGCACAGAGACGUCAUCACACACCUGGUCUGUUCAAAGACAGACUUCAUCAUCACCGCCAGCCAGGACGGCCAUGUGAAAUUCUGGAAGAAGAAAGAGGACGAGGGAAUUGAGUUUGUGAAACACUUCCGCAGUCAUCUCUCUGUGAUUGAGAGCAUCGCGGUGAGCGCAGAAGGAGCUCUGUUCUGCUCCGUCGGGGACGAUCAGGCCAUGAAGGUGUUCGAUGUGGUCAACUUCGACAUGAUCAACAUGCUGAAGAUGGGGUUUCAUCCAGGUCAGUGUGAGUGGAUCUACAACCCGGGCGACGCCAUCUGCACCGUGGCCUGCUCAGAAAAGCCUACAGGAAAGAUCUUCGUGUACGACGGCAGGGGGAGCAACGAGCCCCUUCACCUCUUCGACAGGCUGCACUCCUCGCCGCUCACCCAGAUCCGCCUGAACCCCAGAUUCAGAGUCAUCGUGUCGGCCGACAAAGCGGGAAUGCUGGAAUACUGGACGGGCCUCCCCAACGAGUUCAAAUUCCCCAAACACGUGGGCUGGGCGUACAAAACGGACACGGACCUGUACGAAUUCGCCAAGCACAAAACCUAUCCCAUCAGCCUGGCCUUCUCCCCCGACGGGAAGAAGAUGGCCACCAUCGCGUCCGACAGGAAAGUCCGGAUCUUCCGCUUCCUGACAGGGAAGCUGAUGAGAGUGUUCGACGAAUCGUUGACGAUGUUCACAGAGCUGCAGCAGAUGCGGCCGCAGCUGCCCGACAUGGAGUUCGGCCGGCGGAUGGCCGUGGAGAGAGAGCUGGAGAAGGUGGACGCCGUCCGCCUGACCAACAUCAUCUUCGACGAGACGGGCCACUUCGUCCUCUAUGGGACCAUGCUGGGCAUCAAGGUCAUCAACGUGGAAACGAACCGAUGUGUGCGUAUCCUGGGGAAGCAGGAGAACAUCCGGGUGGUGCAGCUGUGCCUGUUCCAGGGCGUGGCCAAGGCCAUGGAGGUGGCGCCCACUAUAGAGAUGAAGGCCUCCGACAACCCCGCCCUGCAGAACGUGGAGCCCGACCCCACCAUCUUCUGCACCGCCUUCAAGAAGAACCGUUUCUACAUGUUUACAAAAAGAGAACCAGAGGACACGAAGAGCGCCGACUCGGACAGGGACAUCUUCAACGAGAAGCCUUCGAAGGAGGAGGUGAUGGCCGCCACUCAGGCCGAGGGGCCCAAGAGAGUGUCGGACAGCGCCAUCAUCCACACCACCAUGGGCGACAUCCACCUCAAGCUUUUCCCCGUGGAGUGUCCCAAAACCGUGGAGAACUUCUGCGUUCACAGCAGGAACGGUUACUAUAACGGUCACAUUUUCCACAGAGUCAUUAAGAGCUUCAUGAUCCAGACCGGAGACCCCACCGGCACAGGCAUGGGUGGGGAGAGCAUCUGGGGAGGCGAGUUCGAAGACGAGUUCCACUCCACGCUGAGGCACGACCGCCCGUACACGCUCAGUAUGGCCAACGCAGGCGCCGGCACCAACGGCUCCCAGUUCUUCGUCACCGUGGUACCCACACCGUGGCUCGAUAACAAGCACACGGUGUUUGGAAGGUGCAUCAAAGGGAUGGAGGUGGUGCAGAGGAUCUCCAACGCUAAAGUCAACCCCAAGACCGACAAGCCCUACGAAGACAUCAGCAUCAUCAACAUCACCAUCAAAUGAUUCGCUCUGUCAAUCGCCUGUACAGUGAUGGACGUUUUUACAGACUUAUUAAAAGAAAACUCUGGA
Molecule: messenger RNA, 2017 nt
Organism: Gambusia affinis (western mosquitofish)
Lineage: Eukaryota; Metazoa; Chordata; Actinopteri; Cyprinodontiformes; Poeciliidae
Gene: ppwd1
Product: peptidylprolyl isomerase domain and WD repeat containing 1
Exons: 11
Coding region: 53-1951 (632 amino acids)
Biological process (GO): protein peptidyl-prolyl isomerization
Molecular function (GO): peptidyl-prolyl cis-trans isomerase activity; protein binding
Source: RefSeq, a predicted model, not a curated record